Messenger RNA from Aspergillus niger, 1128 nucleotides. RefSeq lists its product as hypothetical. Bases 1 to 1128 code for a protein of 375 amino acids. The transcript is spliced from 3 exons. The record is from RefSeq and is a predicted model, not a curated record. NCBI's taxonomy places the organism in Eukaryota, Fungi, Ascomycota, Eurotiomycetes, Eurotiales, Aspergillaceae.
AUGUCCGUUAAAGACCUCACCACCAUAACCAAAGAACUCGCCGGGACUCAGUAUACCUCAUCCUCUCUGACCCCACUAAGCGGGGGAACCGCCAACUUUGUCUAUCGGGCUCAGCUCGACCAGCCGCUCCCAGAUGGAACAAAUUCCGUCAUUGUGAAGCACACAGAGGCGUUUAUUGCCCUGAAUCGGGAAUUUAAACUUCCCGCUGAACGCUGUCUUUUCGAAGAAUCCAUCUUGAAGGCUCUCGACGGGUUUCCUAGCAUACUGGACAGAAGCAAGCAUUGCGAGACGAACCCUCAAGAAGUGUUAGUCAAAACACCUCGUCUCUUCUCAUUCAAUCGCGAAACCUACACUGCUGUUCUAGAAGACCUCCCCGAUUCUCUGGACCUUAAGUCCUUCUUAAUUUCCACAGCUGCUUCCAACAACGUGACUCAAGGAUGGGCAUCUUCUAUAGGCCGUGCACUAGGGAACUGGCUACGAUCAUUCCAUCACUGGGCUGAUAAUGAGGCCCAAUCAGGGGUGGCGGCAGAGAUGGACAAGAACCAGUAUAUGAGAGACUUGAAGUUUAUGGUCAACUAUGAUGCCCUCGUGAACACAAUUGAUAAAUACCCGACUGUACUGGGAGACUCUCGGGAUGUGUUUAGCAAGGUUCGGGAAAUGGCGGCUGCAGAGUUGAGUCGAAAGGACGGAAAUGGUUUUGGGAUAAUCCAUGGAGACUUUUGGUCGGGAAAUGUCCUCAUCCCCAAGGCGGCCCUAGAGCAACCAUAUCACCUUCCCGUAUUCAUCAUCGACUGGGAACUCUGCCACUGCGGUGCUCGUGCCCUCGAUCUAGGACAGAUGUUUGCUGAGCUAUACCUAUUGAAGCAUUUCAAGGACAUCGAUGCCGCGACAUGGAUAAUCCAAGGCUUUAUGAAAGAAUAUCAGGGCCUGGGUGAUGAGAUGGCCUUUCGGGUAUUGAUCCAUGUUGGCGUCCAUUUCAUUGCCUGGGCACCCUUAAUUCCUAAUUGGGGUACCUCACAGCAGGUUGAAGAUGCUGUUCGUCUGGGUAGAGAUAUCGUCACCAAGGCAUGGGAAAAGGAUAGGAGCUGGUUUGAAGGGGUAUGGAAGUCAUUGUUUCGAGAUCAGUAG